AUGAUAUUUCACUUGAUACUACUGACGACCACGUCAUUAUUUUCGCAAGUGAAAUGCAGAACUUACGUUCCGGAAAAAGAUUUCGUGGAUCAUAAUCUAAAUCGUCGACAGACAAACAAUCUUACGCACAAUCCUACGUACAAUCCUGCAGAACUGCGACAAAUAAUAUUCGAAAAUAUUAUGAAAGGCGAUCGUUCACCAAUAAUAUUUACAGACAAAGGGCCAGUAACAAUUAACUACAGAGGUAUUCACAGGGGUCCGGGACAACCACCGGAUGGAUUUAAAAACUCCUAUCCAAUAGUAAUGACGUCUCAAGGUGAGGUUACGGUGAACUACGACGAUAGUCAGGAUGACGCAGAGCCGCCGAACAACCAGGACAUUUGCCAGCUGACCAACACCAUGGUCGAGCUUCCGAGUGGUAUAGUUCUGCCAUAUAUAAAAUUCAAGACCAUCAGUCCUUAUCUGCUAGCUGAAGACCAAAAGUCGGAUAUCCGAGUUGUACUUGACAACAAAAACAUGACGUACAAACAGUUCCAAGAAACUUUGCGGUAUUACGGUUGCGGUGAUCUAGAGGACUCGCCGCGACCGUCGGAAAUCAGCUCUAGCGACCACGUCACGUUGGCCAACGGUACGCUGAAAGCGGAAAUGGACGACUACCGGAACAUAGUGAGCAGCAUAACUUCCGGAUCGGAAACGUUAAUGGUGCCCAACGUCGUUAGCGGAAAGUAUUCGCUGUACCGUUCUCUCAUAGCGGACGAAUUGCCGGAGCUGAUAGGUUCGGCAUUUGUCAUCACGCACGAGGGAAUCGUAGUGCCGUUUUCGUUGUACUACGCCGUGGACAGAGAACAUUUCCAAAGGCCGCCGACGGCUGCGGUUGUUCCCUGCAAGGUUCGGCAGAUCAAAUGGCGCGACGGCAAACUAGUGGACGUGCAGACAGUGAGACACGUGAUCGACGCCUUAAGGACCCCGACGAUGAUCAGCUUCGUUUUCCCGAAUGGGAAACGCAUGCCGUUCGUCCGGUGUAGCGUGAAAGAGCCGACCGAAUCUUACGACUACGAUCCGGAAAAAGUGAUGGUGGAUGUGGGCCAGUGCAAAGACGUUCUGUUGUCACAUUUCAACGAUAUCCUUAAGGCUGUGCGUAUUCCUGACGACGACUGUAAGAACAAACGGUUUAAUCCUCCUACAGUGUUCGCGUUGGAUCCAAAGUGUCUGAAUACGACUGAUAUUUAUAAUGUGACGGACCCCGUAAAUCCCCAAACUAAUAAUAUUACCCAGAACAACACAGAACUUAUGAAUACCACUACCAACCCUAGUACAUGUGAAAAAAUGGACAACAUAACUACUAUAGAGUCCAAAAAUAAUGCUACUGAAAACCCAGACUGUGGAGAAAUAUAUAUUAAAAAUCAACAAAAUAGUUCUAAUCCAAACCUUACGUCAAAAAAUACGACCGCUUCAAAUACUACCACUACUAGCAAUCCUAAUCAGGCGACAAUGACUUCAAAUCACCAAAAUUCUUCUAAUCCAGUGAUUGGAGGCAAUACAAUCCCUAUAACGACGGCAGGCAAUAAUAACCAAACUGAAACUAAGAACACGACUAUUAUAAGUGCUCCGAGUAUUACUCAAAAUACAACUGAUUCGAAUAAUACUAAUACAGACAAAAUAUAUGAACCUAAUGACACCAGCAACAAUACCGUAACUACCGAAACUAGUAAUAAUACUACUACUGAUCCAAACCAUAAUGCAGUAGUAACGGAGAAUCGUCAAAACGGUUCUAAUCCAGUGAAUAGAACUAACGAGAUACCAGCAGUAACCAAUACCAACCAUUACCAAAAUCCAACAGAAACUAUUAACACAACAGCAAGUACGUCGAAUUACACGGAAAAUACGAAGGUCGGGUCAAAUGCGGGCGGAAAAGACAAUGAUAGCGGAAGUAAUGAAACCCCCAGUGUCAACAAUACCGCAGAAACGAUACAAACUUCCGGCGCGACCAGAGCAUCCGACGCUGCAGAUGAUGUCGAACCUAUGGAAAAUGGCGAAAAAAUUCCCGAAACGAAUACUGGAAUCAAUGAUGAAACGUCAAAUGACGCAUUGAACAUUACAACGACUGGGAAGACGGAAACCAAUCAACCCACUCCAAUCUAUACUGAAACCAUUAAAAGUCCUAAUAACAAUUCCGUGACGAAUAACGCUACGAAAAUCAUAAACAUAAUCGUGUACUGA
Molecule: messenger RNA, 2220 nt
Organism: Metopolophium dirhodum (rose-grain aphid)
Lineage: Eukaryota; Metazoa; Arthropoda; Insecta; Hemiptera; Aphididae
Exons: 3
Coding region: 1-2220 (739 amino acids)
Source: RefSeq, a predicted model, not a curated record